ACAAAACUAGACGUAUACCCAGUCUUUCGCGCACCAAUACCGUCACCAUGCAUCUCAUGUACAUCCCCGACGCGGCCAACCCGACGAAGCGCACCUACACGCUGAAAAAGGUCAUUGGCGGCGAAGUGAGCAAGAGCGCGCAUCCUGCCCGGUUCUCGCCCGACGACAAGUACUCGAGGCACCGCGUGACGAUUAAGAAGCGUUAUGGACUGCUCUUGACGCAGCAGAAGAACAAGGUUGCCGAGCGAUCGUAGAGGGAUAGGUCAACGUACUCUCUACCUAAAUUUCUACCUUGGCUGUACGCGAUGGAUCUUCAGGCAACAAUUCAAGCAAGCAUGAGCUGAUCCGAAGUUGUGGAAUGGACGAGGUGGAAAAAGCACAGCAUGGCAUCGGCGUUUUUCAUGGAGUAUGGGCGAAAAGCUGGGACGGACGAGCAGGAGCCUCGGCUGGCUGUUGUUUGCGCAACAGAUUUAUUUGGUUCUGAUCGGGA
Cucurbitaria berberidis CBS 394.84 is the source of this 490-nucleotide messenger RNA. Its product is annotated as H/ACA ribonucleoprotein-like protein complex subunit 3. NCBI's taxonomy places the organism in Eukaryota, Fungi, Ascomycota, Dothideomycetes, Pleosporales, Cucurbitariaceae. The record is from RefSeq and is a predicted model, not a curated record. Gene Ontology annotation, biological process: ribosome biogenesis; rRNA pseudouridine synthesis; snRNA pseudouridine synthesis. The transcript is spliced from 3 exons. Gene Ontology annotation, cellular component: box H/ACA telomerase RNP complex; box H/ACA snoRNP complex. Bases 48 to 254 code for a protein of 68 amino acids. Gene Ontology annotation, molecular function: telomerase RNA binding; box H/ACA snoRNA binding.